UCCUUCUCCUCCAUCCAUUCCUCCCAUUCUACAGACUCGUCAAGCGGAGAAAUAAACAGAAGCGAGCACAGAGAGGGGAAGACAUUCCUCCCUCCCCUCCCCCUCACUAUCUGUCCAUCUUCACCCAGUCCUUUCUUCCAUGGAGAGGAAUUAUACCGCCGCGGGCUUCGGAGAUCUCGGGGCUGGGACGGGAUGGAGUUACGACAGAUCGGCCAAGGCAAGCCUCGUGUAUGGGGGCUCCAGGUCGUCCCACCCAGACUCCGAGCUGCUCCACCGGCAGACCUACGGCACCCCCCAUCCCCUCCAGGGCUAUGCAACGAACCACCACCCAGGAAGCUCCAGACAGGGAGGGGCCUGGGGUGCUGCUGGACGAUCGCUUGGCCUCUCGGGGCUAUUUGACGCCAGCCUCCACCAUGCCAGCCCAACGGGUCCUGACCCCUCCGUCAUGAAUCUGAUUUCAGCUCUGGAGUCGCGGGGGCCACAGCCACCACCCUCUGCUUCCUCCCUCCUCUCUCAGUUUCGCUCUCCCUCUUGGCAGACUGCAAUGCAUACACCGGCCCCAGCGGAGCUCUUUAUUUCAGGGCCACUUCCUGGUUCCAGCUCUUUCCCCUCUUCCUCAGCCCUCUCUGCAUACCAGCAUCCUGGCUCCUUCUCUGGACGAUCUUUCACUCCCUCACUAUCCCUGCAGGACACGCCUACAUUUAGCCCGACUUCCAACAGUUUGCUAUCCCCCCAUGAUCCCCUGCUGCACAUCAAAACACCCUCCCAGGCCAGCUUGGGCUUUGAUCGCUUGCUGUCUUCCCAGAGUGCCACCUACCGGGGGUCCCAGGAGCCCCCGGCCCCUCCUCAGACCCAAGCCCCUCCCACCUCCUCCAGUUGUCACCUGUCCCCUUCCCAGUUCAACAUAUUGUCCUCCCAGCUCCACAACCAGUCCUCCCAGCUCUAUAAUGCCUCCAUGUUCUCUUCCACAGCAGCCCUGCUGCCCACGCCCCCCCCUCCUCCCCAGCCUCCUCCAGAGAGGGCAGCGUCCCGGCAGGACAGUGUGAUCAAACAUUACCAACGCUCGUCCCCAGCUCAAUCCGCAGCACUACCCCCACAGCAAUAUGUCAGCUGUGGGGGGUCAUCGAGCUACCAGCAGAUAGCCAGUCACCACCGGCAUUCUGGAGUGUCCUGCAGUCCCCUGGGGGAGCAGAGCCCAUCCUCUGACCCCAAGCCCUCACCACGGUUGGAAUCCAAGACUUAUCAACCUAUUAUCCAAACCCCCUACACAUCCUCAUCCUCCAGCUCCUCAGCCCCCUCCUCAUCUGGCACUAAGGGAGCCAAGAGUUCCAGCUCCAGCAGCGGCUACUCCUCUUCAGGCUCAGCAUCAUCUUCUUCCCGUACUCCACACACUCCACCAUCAGCCUCCUCCACUUCCUCUUCUUCCUCUUCUAACUCCAAGACAAACACUGGCUCCUUGUCUGUUCCCUCUUGCCAGCAGCCCCCAGCUCAGUCAGCACCGGCACCACCUUCUCUACCGGUGGUGUCAUCCAAUCUUGUUCAACAGCCAGCACCCAAACAAUGCCUCUCCACUUAUGGCUCUCCGCCUCUGGCCAAAUCCAGCACAGGCCUACCAGACCAGCCCCCUCUCCAGCAACAUGUCCAGUCCUACUCUCCCAACCAGCCUCCAUCUACACACAUGACCCAGUCUUAUGGAGGCUUUAACUCCCCUCAUGCCCAGGACCUGAGCUCUAGAGGGAAGACCUUCACUGCUACAGGCUCAGGAGGACGCUCGUUUUCUGCAGAGAUAGUCUUUGGGGACUCAAGCUUUGGCUCAACCUCUCUUAGGAGAGCAGGCAGUCCUUCCUUAGGGUAUGGGAGUGCUGGAGGAUCAGCAGUAAGUGGACCUGUAUCAGGAGCUGCUGCACUUGGCAGUGGAGUUGGAUCUGCAGGAUCAGGAAGCGGAUCUGCUGGGGUUGGUAAUGAAGGCAGCAGCUCUUACCACCUGCCUGAGUCUAGUCCCUCGCCCUCCAUCAAUUCUACUAUUGGUUGCACUGGAUUGCACUCUCCUGCCUCUGCUCGCCCUGCACAGUCCCCUGGAGGCUCAGGGGCCACUAAAUACUUGUCCACCAUUCUCUCGCCUGCUUUUAUGUCCCCACCACAAGGUUUCCCUGAUACACGGCAAGUGCAGAGCCAGUCCUUCCACACAACACCACCUAAGCCAAAAACCGAGACCAACAUGCUGGGAGUUGAGCGUUCCCAAGAUGAGGAAGAGGAUGACGAUGAUUUCCUCAUCCACCACUUACUACAUUCCCAGAGCUCAAAUCCCCAUCCUUCCCAGCAUCACCCACCUCCUCAUCAGUUACCCCAGCCGCUGCCACAAGCUAGGGAUGGGGAAGGCAAGGGGGUGACCUAUGACAUUAACAAGAUCUCAGAAGAGCGCUACCACCUUCAGAGUGUUAUUCGUACCAAUAACGUCACCAGCAGUUCAGGUCCUGGAACAGCAAUUGGUGAUGCAGCAAGUGGUUUGAACACUCAGUUGGAAAUAUCACGGAAGGAACAGCAGGAGGCCAAAUCAAAGUUGACCAUAUCAAAGUCCGCUGCUGGAGGGGUCACUGACUCCCUUUCCCACUCCCAUCAACAACAGCAUGACUCCUUGGGCUCUGUGGUCCAUUAUGGAAGAGAGGACCCCUACACAAUGCACUCCCAUCACACCUCACACUUGUCCUCACACUCUCAGCAACACUCUCAGCAUCCCCAAGUCUCCCAGCAUUCUCGGCACAGUCAACACACUGGACACACACAGCACUCUCAAAAUACUCAGCACAGCCAUCCCCUUUCCCACUCUCACAGCCACCCUCACAUGGAGCUGAAGAAGCCUUCAGAUGAAAAUGACAAUGCCUACUUGUGUAACACACCAGAUGUGCAGCAGGCUCGACAAAGCCAGGUCCCCCUUGCCCUGAUAGAUUCACCGCAAGACCCUCCCCAGCAAACUCACAUGCUACAAUCUGUCCUUUCUCAUACCACUAGCACUAAGAUAGACCCCCAGCAAGCCCCUCCACAGCAGCUGCAGCAGCAUCCUUUGAGCCAGCAGGCCAUGAUGGGUUCAGCUGGAGGAGCAGGGCCUGCCAUGGUGGAAUCCCACCCACAGAACCAGCCCUCGCAGUUGCAACUCCAACUCCAGACCCAGGUUAUUGAUACCCACUACAGCCUUGGAGUCCAGCCAAGAGAUCAAACCCGAGCCAGUCAGAACUCAGUGUCUCCGCUAGACAUACUAGACCAAUCUCUUUCCCGGACGAACAGCAGAGGUAGUGGAGGAGCUCUGGACAGAGCAGGAGUUGGGGUGACUGGAGGGGAGGGAGGUGGUGGAGACAGACAUAGACAGCAGCACAGACUAACACCCCACCACCAUCCCCAACAAUCAGCCUCAGAUCUCCAUGACUUCCUCUCUGAACCAGAUUUAGGCUUGACCACCCCCUCCCACCUGCACCACCUCAACCAGCCUCAGGCCCAUGCCCACCCCCAUGCCCACCAUCAACAGCAAGCACACACUCACCAUCAACUGGCACACUCGCAGUUAGCUCACCCACACUCCCACCGGAUGACAGCAAAUAUGGGAACCCCCCAACAACAGCAGCAGCCCCAACAAAGAGAGCCUGAAACUCUGUCCCACUCCCAGUUAGACCAGCUCAAACAGCUCCAGUUUCAAACAUUAAGCCCAGUGGGUAAAGUAGGACAAAAUCAUGGCCCGCAGCAACAGCAUCGGUUUGCACCUCUAACAUCCAUCUGCUUUCCAGACUCUCUUUUACACGAUGAAGACCGCACUUUCUUUCCUGAGAUGGAGGACAUGUUUUGUUCAGCUGAUUACAAGUCGAGCUGUGUGGAGAAUUCUGGGGCAGGACAGGCUGCUCAAGAAAGCCUUACCCAGGGCCAUGGGCAGGGGCAAGAGGGUAUGGAAGCCUUAAAAACAGGAGGUUCUAGAGAGGGCUAUGAUAUGGUUGGUCAUCACAGUGAUCAAGGCUAUGGACAUUAUUGCCACAGCCUUCCAGGAACAGGAAAUGGCAAUCUACACUUAGACCUUGACUCUACGAAGACCCACGAGCUUCCCUCUACUGUGAAUACUGACCAGCUUGGCCUCAUCCAAUCCCAAACACCCAACAUGGGGCUGAGUUCAGCAGAUCAAGGGGAUGGCUCGGUCAACAAGAUGAUGGGAGCUGUAGGAGUGGGUGGAAGUUCAAAUACAACUGGUCUGACCUCGCCUAUAUUUUGUUCUUCUCGGCCCAAGAAACUGUUGAAAACCAGCUCAUAUCAUUUGCUUAAACAGCGGCGUGAGCCACAACCUCAAACAAAGAAAAACUAUGCGCAGGAGUACGAAUUUGAGGACGAUGAGGAUAAAGUUGAUGUUCCAGCUGAUAUUCGCCUAACCAGUCGACGCCUUCCUGACCUACUCCCUGACUUGGUCUCUAGUUGUAGAAAGGCUAGUGGGGCAUCAGGAGUAAGUGGGCUCAGUCCACUGAUGGGGGACAUGGACUUCUGCCACCCCUCCAGCUACUCUUCCCCUGGACACCCUCCACAUAUCCUCCCCCACUAUGGCCCUAAGAAAAGAGGCAGGAAACCAACUAAACCAAAACGUGAAGGCCCUCCUCGCCCACGAGGUAGACCGCGCAUACGUCCUCUUCCAGAGCCUCCCUACUGCAGGGGACUGAUGGGAUCGGUGCCUGGAGAAAGUAGAAGGGGUCGCGGGCGUGGUCGAGGACGAGGAAGGCGGGAGGAAGGAUUUGUUGAAAUGCAUCAAGACAUGAACAAAGCACAAAACCUUGCAUAUCAGCAGCAGCAGCAGCAUCAGCAGCAACCGUUCAGCCAACAGCAGCAUCUCCAACAGCAUCCACAUGAACAGCACAGACAGCAGGCAGACCUCCACCAAGCACCACACCAACAGCAACAACAGCAUCACCUGCAUCAUCAUCAACAACAACAACAGCAGCAGCAGCAGCAGCAGCAGCAUGUUUCCUGUCCUCACCACCAACCGCAUCAUCAACAGCAUCAUCAUCAUCAACAACAACAGCAACCAUCCCAGCUGCAGCAAGAUCCAAUCACACCUAUCAAGAUCAAACUGCCCGUUCCCAGCAUGCCUCCAUCAGAAUCGAUGUUGAGGACGGACUCACUGUCCAGCACCGAGCCGGUUCUGUCUGACGGAUCUGUGGGGUCGGCACCAUCUCUGGGCCUGAGUCCUGGACCCAGCGCUGCCAUGGACAGCAGCACGAGUGAGGUGAACCAGACUCAAGACCAGAUGAUGAAGCAUCAGCAGAAAGCUGAAGAGGUGACGUGGAAGAAAGAAGUGGACGAUCAGCUGAAUCCUGAAGCCUGGGCUGCUGUGCACAAGCUCUCCAGUUCAGAUGAAGAGAAGGCUUUCGACUUCAAACCUGGCUUCAUGGCCUCUUUUUUGGACUUCCUGAAGACAGGCAGAAAGCAGCCGGGCCUUGAUCAGGGACACGCUGGAGGUGAGCAGGAGUCCUCUCUGAAAGGAGGGAUUAGGCCCUUAUCCCCGCCUCCUCCCCAACUACCACCAACUCCUCCACAGCAGCAGCCUCCAGGAGCCUUCAGCGAGGGAGGGCCGGGAGGGGGGGCCCCGCUGGCUCUCAGCAGCUGCCCCAGUCCCUGCAAGCCCCUGGACGAGGAGCUGAAGGGGAACCUGGAGACCCUGCCGUCCUUCUCCUCCGACGAGGAGGAGGACUCAGUCAGCAAGAACCAGGACCUGCAGAAGAGCAUCUCGUCGGCCAUCUCGGCCCUCUAUGACACCCCGCACUCGUUAGCUGCUGCCAUGGCUUCUGCCAUGGCCAAGGCCCCGCCCACCCCACAGGAGCCGCCACUCAGCCCCCCUCUCCCUGCCAUGCCGCCCCUCAUCCCCAGCGCGGAGAACAGAAAAGAGAAGGCGCUCACAUACGCACAGGAUCCCGUACAGGGCAAGGAAGAGCAACAGUUGGCCUCCCCAAUGUCGGAUGGAGAGAACACAGAGGAGAGGGAGGCUAGGCAAGGUGGAGAGGAGCAGAAGGAGAGAGGGGGGGAGACUGCAGACGGUGAAGAAAUCGUGAGAGAACCACAGAAUGUGCAGCAGGGAGCCCUGGAAGAGCAGGAAGAGGAGAAAAGGAUGUCGGAUAUGCCGAUUUUGGAGAUUCUCCAUCAGGACCUGUGCUCGCCCCUGCACCUCCAUCCCCAUCCGUGUCCAUCUCCCCCCUCGCCCCCCACCUUCUCCUCACCAUCACCCCUCUCUCCCCUCUGUCUCUCCGUACCCUCCCAACUGCCCAUCCAGAACGAAGAUGCCAAUCAAAGUUAUCCUCCCUGUGAGCAGCAGCAGUCCUCCUACCAACCGGCCCCGACUGCAGUGACCUCCCCGCCCCCCUCCGCCUCCCCUCCGGCCCUCCCGUCCCCACCCCUCUCCAGCUUUCCUCUGGGCCAGUCCAUUCCCCCUCCAUCCACCACCCCUCCUCCGUCCUCCUCCGAUCAGGACCAGGAACCUGAAGCUGAGCAGCCUUCCCCCUCAUCACCCGCCUCUUCCUCACCCUCUUCGUCACCCUCUCCCCCACCGUCGCCUCCAACCCCCGAAGAGGCCCCGGCGUCCCAGCGUCUCACCUCCCUCCACCUGGCGAAGAAGCAGGCUGACGCCGCCAUAGCUGGGGAGAGCGAGGAGGAGGACAGUGAGAGCGGCGGCGAGGGAAUCUUCCGCGAACGGGACGAGUUCGUGGUUCGAACUGAGGACAUCGGGACGCUUAAGAUGGCCUUGCAGACAGGCCGGGAGCCCCCGCCCAUCUGGAGGGUGCAAAAAGCCUUGCUCCAGAAAUUCAGUCCAGAGAUUAAAGAUGGCCAGAGGCAGUUCUGCGCAACCAGUAAUUAUCUGGGUUAUUUCGGCGACGCCAAAAUGUGCUACCAGCGUCUGUAUGUCAAGUUCUUGGAGAACGUCAACAAAAAAGACUAUGUCAGAGUGUGUUCUCGAAAGCCGUGGCACAGAGCCGGUCUCACUCUGAGACGCCAGUCACUACCCAAACAGCUGCCCACCGUUCACAAUCCAGCCCCUCCUCGGCUGGAUCGGGACGACAAGGAGAGACAGAAAGAGAGAGAGCUGAAGGAGCAGAGAGAAAGAGAACAAAGAGAGAGGGAGCACAGGGAGAAAGUAGAAAAGGAACACAGGGAGAGAGAGAGGAGAGAGAGAGAGGAGAGAGAAGAAAAGGGAGCGAAACAGGAGAUGAAGCAGAAAGAGAGUGACCGGAAAGAAAUAGAGAACGCGGAAAGGGACAAAGAGGACCAAGAGCAAAAGGAGAAGGCGCUUAGAGAGAAGGAGAAAGAAAAGGAAUGGGAGAGUGAAAGAAGGGAGGAGCAGAAAGAGAGGGAGAGAAGAGAAAAAGAGCGACGAAAAGAGAGGGAGAGACAGGAGAGGGAGCAAAAAGAGAGGGAGAGACAGGAGAGGGAGCAAAAGGAGAGGGAGAGGCAGGAGAGAGAGCAAAAAGAGAGGGAGAGGCAGGAGAGAGAGCAAAAGGAGAGGGAGAGGCAGGAGAGAGAGCAAAAAGAGAGGGAGAGGCAGGAGAGAGAGCAAAAAGAAAAGGAGGGACAGGAGAGAGAGCAAAAACAGAGGCGGAGAGAGGAGAGAGAGCAGAAAGGAGGAAGAGAGAGCAGAGUGGAGUUUGCGAGGUUGAAGAAGGAGAGGAGAGGAGGAGAGAAGACGACGGAGCAGAGGGACCCGUCCGAGCCUCCUCCCAAGAAGAGGAAGCAGUGGCUGCCCUCCCUCCCCUCCUCGGGUCAGAGCACCGGGCGGCCACGGUCUGUCUCGCUGUGGGCUGGGGUCAGCAGCCGGGCCCUGAGGGAGAUGUUCAGGAGCUACGUGGAGAUGUUGGUCAGCACAGCGCUGGACCCGGACAUGAUCCAAGCUCUGGAGGACACUGAUGAUGAGUUGUACCUCCCACCCAUGAGGAAGAUUGACAGCCUGCUCGGCGAACAGAAGAAGAGGUUGUUGAGGAGAGUCACCAUGAGUGUUCAGCACCAGGAGGCUUUGCACAUCUUCCCCAAAAUGAUGGCAGACCCGCUGGAAUCUGGAGCGGUCAAAGUUCACCUCGGUGGGGAGGGUUACAACCGCAAAACCCUCAACCGGGUCAAGAGGAGUGUUCCUAAGCAACAGGAUCUGAAGCUCUCAAUUGAAACUUGCCGGAUCUACAGUCUGUAUCAUUCCCUUCACCACUACAAGUAUCACACCUUCUUGCAUUGCAAGAAAGAGACGGAGAGCAUCGAGCAGGCAGCCGAGGACCCCGGUCAGGAGGAGGUGGUGCAGCAGUGCAUGGCCAACCAGGGCUGGCUGGAGAGCCUCUUCAAGUCCUUCAUGGAACUUCUUAGCCUCAGUGCCAAGGCCUGAGAGACCUCCAGCGGCAGUGUUGGAGCAGACAACAGGCAUCCGGAAUCCCAGUACAGAAAAGCGUCUGGAUGCUAGGAGUGCCAUGGUUUCCAGCCAGAACAGCCACUGUCUGUCUGUCGGUCUGUCUGUCUGUCUGUCUGUCUGUCUCUUGGAGAUUUAACUUUCUAAAGUGUUGGUUUUAAUAUCGAGUCCAUUUUAAAGUACCUCUUUAUUUCAAGAACUGUAUUGAAGAUGGAGGGUAGUGAACUAUGUGAAUGUGAUGGAUCUUCCUCAAAAGUCACCAAGAAACCACAAGAUCAUGUUGGUCAGCACUAAAAAAAGAGACACACACACACACACGCGCGCUGUCUAUAAGUGUGUACUAAUAUGGUUUGUAUAAUUUAUACAAGGACAUUUCCAAAAAUGACUGUAUUAAGAUGGAAUUGUUUGCUGUUGUUAUUUAAAAAAAAAAAAAAAAUGUUUUAAAGUGAUAUACAUAAAAUGGCCCACCUGCAGUUCUUUGCUUCUAUCAGAGCGACAGGUGAAACCAGGGGGGGGGGCGGAAGGGGAGGGAGGUUUAAAAGGACUACAUGAUAGUCUCCACCUGCCUCAGUUAAAAAGCAAAUGUAUUUCAAACUAAGCUGUGUUCUUUCUGUUUGUUCUUCUAAAGACAACGAGAGAGAGAGAGAGAAGGAGAGAGGAUGUAAUGCCUGUAAAGACAAUGAAUGAAAAAGAACUUAAAGCAUCACAUGAAGCUCGACUUUCUUGAAGGAAGUGCGAGGCGAAAUGAUCCAAAAGCAUAAAUGUCAAGUGUUCUAAUGUUAGUCUUUUUUUUUUUUUAUCUGUUUGUUGUCGAUUGAUAUUUCCUUAUUAUUAUUUGACCUCUCGGAGGAUAUUAGUUUUGACGUGUAAAUAUUGUACAGCUACUUCAUUCUCUCGUUUACAGUUGCUCUUCUGUACAUGAAAUUCCUGUAUUUGACAUAAUGAAAUAAAACGGUUUAAAUGACAAAA
This is a messenger RNA of Perca fluviatilis (European perch), 9367 nucleotides long. RefSeq names its product proline rich 12b (gene prr12b). Lineage: Eukaryota; Metazoa; Chordata; Actinopteri; Perciformes; Percidae. The record is from RefSeq and is a predicted model, not a curated record.